CUGUGCAAUGUGCCCGUAAUUGAUAUUUUUCUUUCACUUGACUGAAAUACUUUAACUGCGCUGGUCGCAGUUUCUGGAUAAAAGAGUAAAUUUAUCUGCUGGUCAGAAAAUGAUUGCCGGGAAAAUAAUAACUUGCUCAGCAACACUGUUUGCCGUUUUCUCCGCUGUGGUCACACAGUCCUUGGGACCCCCGACUGGUGGAAUCUGUGCAAAUAUUACUGGACUGCCCUGUCCUGUAGACUGUCAUUGCUACAAAGACAAAGCGUCAGAUGAUUGCUUCGCUUAUGACCAGUUUGGGAAUUCCCUACCAUGUCCACAAAUAGACUCUAAUAUUACAUUGGCCACCGCACGGAAUGAAACGUCAGACGCUAAAGUAUUUGAAGCGUCAUCUGUGAUGGGAACUUGUAGCAAGUUUGCCAAAUAUUUGAGUAUCUGGUCGGGACUUACAGCAGAGGUCAAACAGAAGAUAAUAAACUUCCUCUCUAAUCCUAGUGAUCCAAGCAUCACUUACGAAGACGUUGCCAAAAUGCCACUCGAAGCCUUUGCUGCCGCAAACAGAAGUAUGUGGAGCGAAAUCUUAUCCAAGGCAACAGAGAAACAGAAGUUGGAAAUUCAGUCGAAGCUUAUGAAGACCAAUGACUGUGAAACUAAAAGCAGGCUAAAAGGACUCAACACCACAACUGGUGGUUCCUGUGCAAACGUCACUGGACUGCCCUGCUCUGUGGAAUGUCAUUGCUACAAAGACAAAGCGCCAGGUGAUUGCUUCGCUUAUGACCAGUUUGGGUACUCCCUACCAUGUCCACAAAUAGACUCUAAUAUUACAUUGGCUACCGCACGGAAUGAAACAUCGGACGCUAAAGUAUUUGAAGCGUCAUCUGUGAUGGGAACUUGUAGCAAGUUUGCCAAAUAUUUGAGUGUCUGGUCGGGACUUACAGCAGAGGUCAAACAGAAGAUAAUAGACUUCCUCUCCAAUCCUAGUGAUCCAAGCAUCACUUACCAAGACGUUGCCAAAAUGCCAAUCGAAGCCUUUGCUGCCGCAAACAGAAGUAUGUGGAGCGAAAUCUUAUCCAAGGCAACAGAGAAACAGAAGUUGGAAAUUCAGUCGAAGCUUAUGAAGACCAAUGACUGUGAAACUAAAAGCAGGCUAAAAGGACUCAACACCACAACUGGUGGUUCCUGUGCAAACGUCACUGGACUGCCCUGCUCUGUGGAAUGUCAUUGCUACAAAGACAAAGCGCCAGGUGAUUGCUUCGCUUAUGACCAGUUUGGGUAUUCCCUACCAUGUCCACAAAUAGACUCUAAUAUUACAUUGGCUACCGCACGGAAUGAAACAUCGGACGCUAAAGUAUUUGAAGCGUCAUCUGUGAUGGGAACUUGUAGCAAGUUUGCCAAAUAUUUGAGUGUCUGGUCGGGACUUACAGCAGAGGUCAAACAGAAGAUAAUAGACUUCCUCUCCAAUCCAAGUGAUCCAAGCAUCACUUACCAAGACGUUGCCAAAAUGCCAAUCGAAGCCUUUGCUGUCGCAAACAGAAGUAUGUGGAGCGAAAUCUUAUCCAAGGCAACAGAGAAACAGAAGUUGGAAAUUCAGUCGAAGCUUGUAAAGAUCGAUGACUGUGAAACUAAAAGCAAGCUAAAAGGACUCAACAUCACAACUGGUGGUUCCUGUGCAAACGUUACUGGAUUGCCCUGUCUUGAAGAAUGCCCUUGCUACAAAGACAAAAAGCCAGAUGAUUGCUUCGCUUAUGACCAGUUUGGGUAUCCUCUACCAUGUCCACAAAUAGAUUCUGAUAUUACAUUGGCCACCGCACGGAAUGAAACGUCUGACGCUAAAGUAUUUGAAGCGUCCUCUGUGAUGGGAACUUGUAGCAAGUUUGCCAAAUAUUUGAGUGUCUGGUCGGGACUUACAGCAGAGGUCAAACAGAAGAUAAUAGACUUCCUCUCCAAUCCUAGUGAUCCAAACAUCACUUACCAAGACGUUGCCAAAAUGCCAAUCGAAGCCUUUGCUGCCGCAAACAAAACUAUGUGGCAUGAAAUACUAUCCAAGGCAACAGACAGACAGAAGUUAGAAAUUCAGUUAAAGAUUAUGAAGACCCAUGACUGUGAACUUCAAAGCAUGCUGAAAGGCCUGAACUUCACACAACUCUACAAGAGUAGUGAAACAAAGGGCGAAGUAGAUUCCUCUAUCUUCGAACUAGAGGUCUGCAAUUAUCUUCUACGUAACUGCUCAUCUCCUGAUAUCUGGCAAUUCAUAAACACCACUGCGACUGUCUGUCUUGCGUAUAUUUCACAAAGCAACUGUAGAGACUACAUGGUGAGUUUACCAACUGGAAGUAUGCCUACCCUAAGUGGAUACAGAUCAAGCCCAAUGCCCAGUGGAAGUCCAACAAUGCCAAGUAGAACUGGAUCCUUUUCUUCACCAACCGGAAGUAUGCCUACCCUAAGUGGACACAGGUCAAGCCCCAUGCCCAGUGGAAGUCCAACCAUGCCAAGUAGAACUGGAUCCUUUUCUUCACCAACCGGAAGUAUGCCUACCUUAAGUGGUCACAGGUCAAGCCCCAUGCCCAGUGGAAGUUCAACAAUGCCAAAUAGAACUGGAUCCUUUUCUUCACCAACCGGAAGUAUGCCUACCCUAAGUGGUCACAGGUCAAGUCCCAUGCCCAGUGGAAGUCCAACCAUGCCAAGUAGAACUGGAUCCUUUUCUUCACCAACCGGAAGUAUGCCUACCUUAAGUGGUCAAAGGUCAAGCCCCAUGCCCAGUGGAAGUCCAACCAUGCCAAGUAGAACUGGAUCCUUUUCUUCACCAACCGGAAGUAUGCCUACCUUAAGUGGUCACAGGUCAAACCCCAUGCCCAGUGGAAGUUCAACAAUGCCAAGUAGAACUGGAUCCUUCUCUUCACCAACCGGAAGUAUGCCUACCUUAAGUGGUCACAGGUCAAGCCCCAUGCCCAGUGGAAGUUCAACAAUGCCAAGUAGAACUGGAUCCUUCUCUUCACCAACCGGAAGUAUGCCUACCUUAAGUGGUCACAGGUCAAGCCCCAUGCCCAGUGGAAGUUCAACCAUGCCAAGUAGAAUUGGAUCCUUUUCUUCACCAACCGGAAGUAUGCCUACCUUAAGUGGUCACAGGUCAAGCCCCAUGUCCAGUGGAAGUCCAACCAUGCCAAGUCGAACUGGAUCCUUUUCUUCACCAACCGGAAGUAUGCCUACCUUAAGUGGUCACAGGUCAAGCCCCAUGUCCAGUGGAAGUCCAACAAUGCCCAGCGGAACAAGACCCAUUUCUUUGUCAACUGGAAAUACACCAACUGUAAUGCCGAGCGGAGUUAGGUCUAGCUCCAUGGUAAGCGUAAGUGUUUCUCGGUCCAUGCCUAUCAGCAUGACGUCAGACGUUCGACGUUUACCAACUACGGCCAGUUCACCUACUAGUGAGAACCCGCCUGUAGGAUAUGCUCCUGCAUCCUUCAGUGGAUGUGAUGCCGGGGUGGAGGGUAUCAGAUGUCCCCAGAAUUGUUCCACAUGUUACAAUGACAAGCUGACUACAGACUGCUAUUCCUAUGACAAAUAUGGGAACUUUCUGGGUUGUCGAAGCUUUGCUGGAAAUGCCACGAUGAUGAAAGCCCUGAAUGACACAACAGCAGCUGCUAUAUUCGACGCAACCGCUGAAAUUGGAACAUGUUCGAGACUGGCAAAGUACCUAAGAAAAUGGAUUAGUAUGGAUAACAGCACCAAGGAGAAGUCCAAGCAAUUCUUAACUAACCCGACAUCAGUAUCUGAUGACGAAGUGGAACGUCUUCCUGUGGAGGUUUUCGCUGUUUCCAAUAUGACUUUACUUGCUAACGUAGCACAACACGGCUCCACCAAACAAAAGUUGUAUUUGGCUAAAGCAGCGACUCUCACCAGGAGCUGUCUAAUCCAAGACCAUAUGAAGGCAUUCAACCUCGAACAAGAGUUCAAGGAUGCAAGACAAUCAGGAGCAGUGGACGCGGCCUACUUCGAUGAAUCUGUGUGUAAAGCGUAUAUGGCAGGGCAGUGUGAUGUACCAAUGAGUAAAUGGCAGUUCGUGAUAGACAAUGCACAAGACUGUCUGCUGGAUAAAGCUGUAUGUCUCAAGGACGUCACCGAUGCCACCCUGGACACCUUGCUAUCGGCCGAGUCCAUUAAACAAUUGUGCAGCAAACCAAACAUUGACGAUAUUUCGAAAGAUCUAUUCCGAAACCGCUUAAACUCCUAUCUGAGCAGCAAGACUGCAUAUGCCUGCGAUCGGGAUUUCUUCAGUGUGGUCAGGAAUUGUAGUCUGGCACCAAAGUUCGUUACAAAGUUCUGUAACCAAUCAAGAAUUGCAGAAUUUACACCGACAGGCGAACAAUCUCAAGACUGGAAUAUUUUGAAAACCGAGGCUCUGGCCGAUCUGAACGUAGAUUACUCCGCUAUGGACAAGAGUACGCUGUCCACAUAUUUACCAGUCUCCAAGUCCACGAUGAAAUCCAUGAACGGCGCGACAUUAACGAAAGUCAAAGAGCUGAUAUGCACAGACAAUGUGAUGUCCGGAGACAGAUUUGACGAAGAACAGACAAGUGAUGUCAUGGAUAUAUUGAGAGAAAAGGGAGUACUCGACCAAACGGCAGACAGGGAUUGUUUCCUGAAGUACGACCCCUCUGUGGUCGCCGACGCGUUGACAGAUGAUGACCUGAUAGCAGAGAUAUCCAAAGGCACUGUCAACGCCACCAAACUUACCUCAACUCAGAGUUUCAAAGCUAUGGAACACAUAAGGUCGAACCUGACAACGGACGCACAAGUAAAGGAUAAUGCCGUGUUGAUUGUCCGCAAUGGAGCAGACGUCCUUUCGUCGUUCAAAGGCCGGAUGUCCGAGGAUACAGUGUCGACGAUCCUGGAGACGUGCAAGAAUCUGGAGGCAGAGGAUAAAGUACCUCCCUCUGUUAAAUCGGCGGCCAUUAUUGCGAGUAUAGACACUUCUAAUCUCGCAAGAUCCUUAAAAACAAUAAUGUUGAAAUCGUCUAAAGAAAUGCUGGCAUUCGUUCCGGUGAAAACCAUUGAGGAUUUGCCACCUGCCCAGCUGCAAUCCUUCUGCGGGUCAGAGGCAAUGACAGCUGAUCUUCCUGAAAAGAUGAGUAAGAGUUUGAUGUCGAAAUGUCAGAAGAGUGGGACUCAACUGGACCCCACAACUGUGUCCAAUAUGCUACCAAUGGUUGGCGCUGCCCCCAAGACGUUUUUUGACACUGUUCCAAAUGAUAGCAACUGUUCAUCUGUCUUUUCCAAGAUCGUUGAAUCAAAGACGAUAACAGCUGAGAAGUAUGACUACGUCUGUAGCAAAUUGCAAACCUGUCUUUCCUCUUCCGGUGUGGAAAUGUCAGAUGCCUCCACGCUUUCCGGAAAUGCACUUGCUUGCUUCAGCAAAACAACGCUCAACAGUUUUCAAGGAAGCUGUGCAGAUAUCUCUGCAAAGAUGUGUUCUGCUGACUUCUCCCUGCUGGAUGGAAAGGACAGGAAAACCGAGAUCAAGGAAUACAUCACUGAAUGCCUUCAGGUUACGAGUGCUACCAUCACAGAAUCACAAAUAAACAGCAUGGGAGGCUGCGUGCAGCUGCUGGGCGAUACAGAAAUUUCUAAAAUGGACCAAUCAGCAACAGAGGCCGUAAUUAGUAGUCUCUCUGAUAGUGAAGAGGAUUUCACCUGCUGGGACACAAUGAAAAAAUAUGUCGACAGAUUUCGAGUAGUAAAAGGAAGUAGCACUUUGAAAAGUACAGAUAUUAUCACCAAACUCAAAGGCUGGACUGUUUGCCUGGAAAGCACAGAUUUCUCCGGUGUGACCGGGCUUUGUGACACUAUAUCUGCCAUUGGUAAAAGUCUAAAGAGGAGAAAGGUCAUAAAGAAAACUCUUAAAAAGGCUGGACUGUUUAAAGAAUGUAAAGAAGAACUUGAUGACAUCAAAACGGAAAUGAAGAAGUAUAUCAGCGCCGCCAUUCAAGACUGUAGCUCUGCCAGACGUAGGAAAAGAAGCACAGCCUCACUCACGUGCUCCCAGCUAACUGCCCUGGGAUCUUCCAUGCUUAGUUCUCUGACGACGUCACAGCUAUCAGGAAUCCAGGACUCAGAAUUCACCCAGUGUGCCAGCUUGCUGGGAACCCCCUCCGACUACAGCACCGAACAGAAACAAACUCUAGCUGAGGUCGCCAAAAGAACCGGAGUGUAUAGCACUCCAAGCACAUGGACCACCUCCACCAUACAAAGUCUGGGCUCUAUCCUCCAGGGUUUGACAUCAUCAGAGCUCAAUACGAUGCAGUUCACUUAUGACGACAUCGCACAGUUAGGUGCCUUCGACGGAUGGGAUGACUCUCAGAAAACCACAAUAUUUGGCAAAUGGAGCAAAUCAAGUGCCAUUUCUACCAUUACUUCAUCAGAGCUCCGGUCACUUGGUCACAUGACCUGCGCUAUGUCAACGAGUCAAAUCCAGCAGAUUACGACCUCAAUCUACGAGGAGUCUGCGGACAAGAUUGGUGAGGUGACGAGUUGCAGCGACACACAGAUGGUUGAGUUUGCGACCCAUGCCAAGUCCGUGUACGGUUCUACUGUAUACAACUGGACAAGCAUUCAAAUCACCAGCGUUGGAGCCCAUAUUGGAGGCUUAAGCAAGACCGAAAUUAUCACACUAACAGAGGCCCAAAUAGAUGAGAUACUGGCCUCUCACGUGACCAUCAUCCCGUCCUCAAUAUUCUCCGGUUUUAGUGCCACUCAGCUGGGGUCCUUUAGUGCCGCCCAAGCACAAGCUACGACCACCACUCAAAGAUCCACCCUCGAUUCUUCACAGCUGUCGGCGUUAGAGACUGCUGCAGGAACCACCUUCACCACCCCUAGUGGAGCGGACCGUAGCGUUCGGAUCACGUGGUUGGCCGUCACGCUGUCUGUGUUGUUGGCGAUGAUCCUCUAAAUGAAAAUAGCCCCAGUGAAUACCAGUGACUGAUAUCUGUGAUAUUUCUUGUUGAUCGUUGUUUUAAUACCAUCGUUUUAAUUGUUACUUAGUAUUCCAUAUUUUACUAACGUUACAUUGUUAGUGUUGUACGUACAAAUGUUUUCAGUUAUUUUCUAUAUGACGAAGCAAGUGUCGGUAUGAUAUCAAGUGGCUAAACUGCUGGCAGUUGUCAUAGGAAUGACUACUGGUUACCAAAGCUCGUUUGUUGGAAGAUAAAUAUCCAAGAAAUAUCCACCAAAAAGAAUCUCACAUUUGCGAUAUUGAUAUUAGAAUUUGUUGUUGCUUUUAUACAUCUUUUUUCUUAUUUUAUUUCAUUUCCCCCUUAUUUUUGUAUAUUUCCAUUGAUUACAAAUCAAUAUUAAAGAUUAAUCCUUGGUCUAUGAUUUUUAUAGCUGGUGAAGACUGAGAUAAUUCGACACAGCCUUUUUAUAAACAUUCUGGUUGUUGCAAUCGACUUGAAUAUUAUUGCAUAAACAAAAUAAAGCAAUUCGUACAAAGUAUGCAAAAUCUGUAAAUGUUAAAACAAUCUGCAGACUGUUUAAUAAAGUUACUUCUUUUCAUCAA
Ostrea edulis (European flat oyster) is the source of this 7546-nucleotide messenger RNA. RefSeq lists its product as uncharacterized. The record is from RefSeq and is a predicted model, not a curated record. The coding region runs from base 110 to 6940 and encodes 2276 amino acids. Gene Ontology annotation, cellular component: cell surface. Lineage: Eukaryota; Metazoa; Mollusca; Bivalvia; Ostreida; Ostreidae. The transcript has 39 exons. Gene Ontology annotation, biological process: cell-matrix adhesion.